AUGGCCAUCUCUGGAGGUGGACUUGUUUGUUUAAUGGCGAUCUUGUGUUCAGCUGUGCCAUGUUUGGCCACUGUUUACACUGUUGGCGAUGCAGGUGGUUGGGCAUUGGGUUCUGAUUACACCUCCUGGACUACUGGGAAGACCUUUUCAAUUGGCGACAGCCUUGUUUUCAACUAUGUAAGUGGACAUACUUUGGAUGAAGUGAGUGCAAGUGACUACAAAACAUGCACUGUGGGAAAUUCGAUCAGUACAGACAAUAGUGGCUCCACUACCGUCUCUCUUAACACUGCAGGAACUCAUUACUUCAUUUGCGGUGUAAUCGGCCAUUGUGGCAGUGGCAUGAAGCUAGCUGUGACCGUCACAGGAGGAGGAGGAGGAGGAGCCACCACUUCACCGUCGGGAACUUCCCCUACUCUGCCGUCCAGCAGUACGACUUCUCCAGCGCCUCCGACGAAUACUCUUUGCACGCCAUCAAUAUAUAGUACUGUUCCGGGAUUUUCUUCAUCAAGGACUCUCUCUCCAUUUAUGGCAGUGGUUAUUACUUUUGUAGUGAUGUUUAAGUUGGUUCUCUCACAAGUCUGA
This is a messenger RNA of Ilex paraguariensis (yerba mate), 582 nucleotides long. The record is from the annotation of a GenBank genome assembly. NCBI's taxonomy places the organism in Eukaryota, Viridiplantae, Streptophyta, Magnoliopsida, Aquifoliales, Aquifoliaceae.